Messenger RNA from Lepus europaeus (European hare), 840 nucleotides. RefSeq names its product C-type lectin domain family 3 member B (gene CLEC3B). Gene Ontology annotation, biological process: bone mineralization; ossification. The record is from RefSeq and is a predicted model, not a curated record. Lineage: Eukaryota; Metazoa; Chordata; Mammalia; Lagomorpha; Leporidae. The transcript has 4 exons. Bases 187 to 807 code for a protein of 206 amino acids.
CCACGGCACACACACUGGCGCGCUGGGAGAAGGGCCCAGGGCAGCAGUGGGUUCCAGGAAACACUAUGCCACCGAGUCUGGGAGGGUUUCCUGGACAGAGGGCCUUGCAGCUGCUGCUUUAAGACCGAAGCCCGGCAGGGCGCGGCUGCCACUGCGUCCCGACCCAGGCGCUCUGCAGGCUUCAGCAUGGAGCUCCGGGGGACCUCCCUGCUCCUCUGCCUCUUCUCCCUCCUGACCCAGGUCCCCGCCGAGCCGCCAACGUCCAAGCCGUCCCUCAAAAUCAAGAAGGCUGCAAAUGUCAAGAAAGAUGUUGUGAGCCCGAAGAUGUUUGAGGAGCUGCGGAGCCGGCUGGACAGCCUGGCGCAGGAGGUGGCCCUCCUCAAGGAGCAGCAGGCCCUGCAGACCGUCUGCCUGAAGGGCACCAAGGCGCACCGGAAGUGCUUCCUGGCCUUCUCGCAGGCCAAGACGUUCCACGAGGCAAGCGAGGACUGCAUCUCGCGCGGCGGCACGCUGGGCACGCCGCAGUCGGGCUCCGAGAACGACGCGCUCCACGACUACCUGCGCCAGAGCCUGGGCCCCGAGGCCGAGAUCUGGCUGGGCCUCAACGACAUGGCGGCCGAGGGCGCCUGGGUGGACAUGACCGGCGCCAGCGCGGCCUACAAGAACUGGGAGACGGAGAUCACGGCGCAGCCGGACGGCGGCAAGGCCGAGAACUGCGCCACGCUGGCGGGCGCGGCCAACGGCAAGUGGUUCGACCAGCGCUGCCGCACCGCGCUGCCCUACGUGUGCCAGUUCGCCAUCGUGUAGCGCCCGCGGGCCAAUAAAAUCCGUGCAGCCUGG